AUGGAGGUUCUCCAUGUGCAUCCCGGACCUGCAUCUCGAGAACUACUGUUGCUACAGGGCAACCAUAGGUCUUCUCACAUCUGGGAUGGGCAGUGUCUAUCCGAGACAUUUUAUCCCAGACGUAUAGACGAUAUGUGGGAGUUCAUUAGGGACCACCCACUCCAUCCCCAUAUAGUUAGACGUCUUCAGGAUAUGUGUUUUUACAUGAUCAUAGAGAUCGGAUGGUUGCAGUUCGACUGGACGUUGAUCACGGCUAUGAUAGAGCGGUGGCGACCGGAGACACACACAUUUCAUCUAUCCAUCGACGAGGCUACCAUCACGCUUGAGGACGUGGAGGUUCUUUUUGGGCUGCCGGUUGAUGGAUUACCUGUAGCUUACCCGCAUGCUCUUAGAGACUAUAAGGGAGUGGAUUACCUGCAUAUGUUACAGCGGCUCACCGGUUUCCAACCAGCGGAGCCGACUGCAUUGAUUGGGGCCAGUCGAUUGCAUCUGACGCUCGUCCGACAACAUCUGGCGGCGAUGGAUGCGGAGAUUACCGAUGAUUCACCGCCGGAGGAUAUCGACUGGCACACGAGAUUGUUGUUGUUGCUGAUGUUUGGUGGUGUACUGUUCCCGAACACUUCGGGAAACCUAGCAGAUGUGUCGGGCGUGCAUGGGCACCCAGAGAGAUAUUGCCGUAUUUUUACCGUUGCUGCAGGUUUGGGCCUGGGAGCGAUUCCUGCAGUUCCAGCCACCUCUACCAUCAAUCACUCCGAUUACAUGGAUUUGUUAGAGGUGGGUUGA
Nicotiana tabacum (common tobacco) is the source of this 783-nucleotide messenger RNA. The record is from RefSeq and is a predicted model, not a curated record. Lineage: Eukaryota; Viridiplantae; Streptophyta; Magnoliopsida; Solanales; Solanaceae.